Molecule: messenger RNA, 8593 nt
Organism: Cherax quadricarinatus
Lineage: Eukaryota; Metazoa; Arthropoda; Malacostraca; Decapoda; Parastacidae
Product: leucine-rich repeat neuronal protein 2
Cellular component (GO): extracellular matrix
Molecular function (GO): protein binding
Source: RefSeq, a predicted model, not a curated record
GGGUGCCUGCCCUACUCCAGUCACAGGGAGGAGAGUGCCCCUACUCCAGUCACAGGGAGGAGAGUGCCCCUACUCCAGUCACAGGGAGGAGAGUGCCCCUACUCCAGUCACAGGGAGGAGAGUGCCCCUACUCCAGUCACAGGGAGGAGAGUGCCCCUACUCCAGUCACAGGGAGGAGAGUGCCCCUACUCCAGUCACAGGGAGGAGAGUGCCCCUACUCCAGUCACAGGGAGGAGAGUGCCCCUACUCCAGUCACAGGGAGGUUACCACCCCGUCACCACCUACGAAACACACACAGUAGUUCAUGACACUUAUAGUGAAUAGUUCAUUUAUGUCAGCAGUGUGUGGUAGAAUCUGCUGACGGGUCUGCCGACCAUGGCUGCCAUGGAGAGACAUCAGGGAGACGAGACAGCAAGGCAAGAGCCAGUGAAACGGUGCCAGCUGGAACAGCAGCAGCAGCAACACAGCCAACUAGACACGUCACAUUGCAGGGCACAGCAGCAGCAACAUAGAGGGGGGAUGCACAAGGGUGCCCCUGUCUCGCACUGCCCUGCUGCCACCACCACAUUGUUUCGAAGACAAGUGCCACAGAUGUUGGUGCCGUCUUUGGCCAUCUACUGCCUGAUGCUUGUGGGGUCGUUCAUCACCCCUUGUGUGGCUAUCUGUCCUGGCAACUGUACCUGUGAUGAUGAGGCCCUUGUUGUCCGCUGUGAGCCAUCAAAAAUUGAUGUUCUGCCACUGACCUUCAACCCAGCACUGCAGCAGCUUACCAUGUAUGGCACAGAAAUUCACACACUGGACAUAAAUUCACUGCACUGGUACCUGGAUCUCCGUCAUGUUAAUCUUAGCAAAAAUGUGAUAAUGCAAGUGAUGCCUAAAACUUUUGAGAAUCAAAGGCAGCUUGAGGAACUCUACUUGGCACAGAAUAACAUUAGUGCGUUGGCAGCCGACAUGUUUUUAGGACUCUCCAAACUCAUUGUUCUUUCUUUACGUGGUAAUGCAAUAGAGUCAUUGGAGGGAGGAGUCUUCAUCCAUCUGACUCAGCUGAGAGACCUGGACCUCUCUGCAAAUCGAAUAGACAGAUUAGAUGACCAUGCACUUUCAGGACUAUCGAACUUGAGAGUCUUACACCUCCGUGACAACAGAUUAGCUGCAAUACCAGCAGCCAACCUUGCUCUUGUAUCAGACUUAGCAGAGCUCAGUGUGGGUGGUAAUGACUUCACAGAAGUCAAGGAAGGCGAUCUUCAAUCCAUGAGAACAUUAAAGGACCUUGACCUCUCUGGGGCAUUGUUGGAUGAAGGUCUUACAAUUUUUUCAUUUCAGGGUCUUUUGGGCCUACGCAAGUUGAAGUUAGAAGGCUGUGGACUAACAUCCAUUCCAACCUUACCACUCAAUUCCCUCAGCAAAUUAGAAGAACUGCAUAUUGGUCGCAACCUUUUCAUUAAUUUACCAUCUGAUGCCUUUAGAAGCAAUCGCAAUUUGCACUCGCUCUAUGUAUCAGGAUGUCCCAAUUUAGAGUAUAUGGAUAAAGGUGUUUUGCAAUAUAAUCUAAAUGUUAAACAGGUAGUGAUUACACAGAAUCCAAAGUUAACCUACAUAGCUCCAGAUGCCCUUCGAUUUCUACCAGAACUAAGCCUCUUGGACCUUCGUGACAACAAUCUUGAACAAAUCAGUGAACAUGCAGCAUCUUGGGCAGAUAUUGAUGUUUGGCGCCUCGAGGGAAACCCUAUAACUUGCAACUGCUCUGCUGCAUGGCUUCGUGAACUAACCUUGGCUCCAAAUUCAAGUGCAAGUCUGAAAUGUGCAUCUCCACCCCGCUUGGCAGACAUACCACUGCAUUCCUUACAAAUGAGUGACCUGGCAUGCGGCAUGGAUCCAGCGACGCAAGGACUCAUUAUUGGGGUUAUGGUUUGUAUUAUUGUAAUUGUGGUAGCUGCAGUAGUGGUAGUGAUGCUGUAUCGUCAUCAUGGCUCCUGUGUGCAUCGCCUCCUCAAAGGGCACCACAUAGGAGGACGUGGCAGUGGGUGUGAUCACCAUCCUUACACUCAUAACUAUCAUCCAGCUUAUACCAUGACACCUACUAAGCCCGUGCCUGUUACUGAACUUUAGCAGUCGGCCCGAUACUGAGGCAAAGACUCGGAUCUCUCUGGUGUGAGCCUCUUCAGUGAAUACAGUGUGGUAUUGUGAAAAUAGUGCUGAAAUGUGGUAAUGAUCUGGUAAUGCUUUGAACAAUAGUGCGAGACCAGACAGUAAAAUGUUCUUCAGCCAUAGUUCAGAAAAUAUGGCUCUAAUCUGAUGUAAACAUUAAUGCAUUUAGUAUGCAAUAUAAUGUUUUUUAAAUGGAAGUUGUGUUGUUUGUUCUUCUUUGCAGUGCCUGUCUUCCAUACCUUUGGAGACUCAUGCCUUUGAUUCCUUAAGACUCUUCAUGUUGCCUAUGUAUAGUCAUUCAGGUAUUUAACCAGACCAGAUGGCAUGCUGUCAAAGAUAAAAUAAAAAAAAACACAUAGGUUAAAAUAAAUUCCAUAGAGAUAUAGUUUCUUCUAAAUCCUCUUGUGAUACUAUUUGCUUUGGAAGGAGAAAAAGUGGAACACAGUAACUUCCUUAAAGUUAAUCUAGUCUUUUUUAAUUUCUCUUUCAAUGAUAGGUGUAUAUUGCCUUAUCAAAGACUUUGGACAUUUUAUUGUAUUCCUUAAGUCCCUGUGAUAGACCUAUCAUACAUGCUCUUUCUAAGAAUAUUUGAAGUAUUGUAGGAUUUUUAAUAUAUGUGAAUAUGCAGUACAUAUUACAGACUGUGAUCAUCAUCUUCACUUGUAGCGAGGAUAGUUUUCACAGAAUACACCAUAUAUGACCAGAUUAGCAAUAAUGGAUUUCAGAACUCUUUGUAUCAGACUACUGCUUCCCCAAAAAUGCACUAUCUUAGUCAUAUUUUAAAGAUAAUGAUUGCUGAGAAUGUCAUAUAUGUAGCAGGUUGUGUCAGGCUUACCAAACUAGGAAGAACCACUAGCAGGAGCUACGAGUACAACUGGGGCCGAGGCUCCUUCCUUUAAAAUUAUUAAAUAACUGAAUUAAAUUCAGUAUGAUUUCUCUUUUCUUCACAUAGCAUUGAGAAAAGAGGAGACAUAGUGAAACAAUACCAAAGGCUUAACAUAAUCAAGAUGUCAAUUAUGUUUGUCCAUUUUAUGAAAAAUCACAUUGCCAUAGCAUUCAGAUAAUUCUAUUUUCAUGGAUUUGCAUAAUUAGCAGUUUGUAAAUAUUUUAUAUAAAGAAAACUUGUUUCCAGUAUAGCUUACAGUUUUAAAUUUCUCAAGUGUUUAAUAUGAUGUCAAUUUGGGUAGAAAUUAUAACUUUGCAUGACAUAAAAUAAUGAAAUAUCCAUAGCACUUAUGUUUACAGCAGUUGAUUUGGAGUCAUGAACAUAGUUUUACUGGGUUGUUGCUGUUGGCAUUCAACUAGGUAUCUGGUCAUGUUUAAGAAGGUUGGGCAAUAUUGUGGUAAACCAGGGAGGGCUCUUGUUGCAGCUGUACCAAGAUACAGAUAAAAUUUUAUUUAGCCUUAAUGUAAAGGUUUUCCAAAUGUUAAGAAAAUAUGUCCUCAUAUCCAAACCUCUUCAUAGUAUUUACAGAUUGGUUUCAUGGGAGCACAAGUCACUGACAGUUGCAUAAAUAGCAUGUAAAUAUAUAUAUGUAUGUAAUAUGUAUAUAUAUAUUUUGGAGUGGGGGGAGGGGAGUGCAAAUUUGAAGAUUAUUUUUUGUGUAAUAGGAAGCUCAUCAAAGCUAAAACUCUAGCUCUCUCAUUUGAUUUAACGAGCUGACUUUGAUCAGCAAAUUUGCCUGUUGUAAAUUACUUGCAAAUUUGGCGAUUCAUUAUCUUUGGCAAUGGACAAGCACACUCACACCUUCAAUGUUUCUGCCCCACUUAGCAGUAGGGAAUCGCACAUUUGAACAUUGUUCGUAAAACGAACUUCAUAGCUAUAAAAGUCGGUAUUCUACUCAAUUUUAUAGCUAUGCAAGUUUUGGUAAUUAAAUUUUUUAACAUGCUUCAUCUUCAUAACUUUCAGAUGUCUAGUAAUUUUUUUUGAGGUUAUCUAAUAGAGCACCCUGGAUUGCUAAAUAUCCCUUCCAGCCUUCCAGAAUUAUCUCACCAUGUAAAAAUCUAAAGAUACUGAAGAAAAUGCUAUGAAGUAAUUAUGUCAGGCCAGACCAAAGAUGUGCUUUUGUGUUCUAUGCAACUCUGGUAGCUGUAGUGAAAUCAGUCAACCAUCACUUGACGAGUUAUGCAAAUAGAUAAGGCGCUGUGUAAUUCUUCUGGGCUAGCCUGCAAACUUGUCUAGAAAUGGUUUUUUUUUUAUUAUUUUGUGUUUUAAAGCAGAUUAUUUAUCAUUGGAUUUUUUAUAGAUCUUUGUACAUUCCCACUGUAGGUGUUAAAUAAUUUUAUAAAAGCUAUAAAUAUUGAUUUUUUUUUUUGAGGGGGUUUGAAAAAUAUUGCUUCAGUGCUUGCAGUAUGUAUGAAGUGAGCCUAACCUUUGUAACUCUUAGAGGUCAAUGAUUUAUACUUCUUUAUUAAGGUAAGUCUAAUCAUUUUAGAACUUUAUUAUACUGCACUUUUCUCUUCCCAAAGGAACUUUUUAGUAAAGUAAGAAGCAGUAAUGAGUAAUAUAUUAAAGGACAUUAUUGCUAGUUUGUAUCCAUUGAGUACUGCAUAUGAACUAGCAAUGCAGUCAUUGAAAUAGAAUUUUAUCACUUAAUAAACUUGAAUAAACUAAAAAACUAUAGAAUAUUUCCUUUAAAUGGACCUAAGCUAAUUACUAUUACAUCAGAAGAUUCUUUGUAAAGAGAAGUAUUAUACAUAUAUAGUAGAUACCUAAUAUAAGAAGAAUAAGAAAUGUUUUUCAUACCCUUUAUAUAUUUGUGCAACUUGUCCAAUUUUGCGAGUUCAUAGGGUAAGGCUCCCCAGUUUUUAACACUAUUACUUGUAUAUAGCGUAUAUAUUAUAAAUAUAUAUAUAUAAAUAAAUAUAUAUAAAUAUAUAUAGUUUCCACUCAUUCUGUGGAUUUUCAAGAUUUUUUCUCUUUCAAAUACAAAGUUUCUGCUAAAUAUUCUCUUGUAGUUCAAGACUAGGUAAUGAUGCAUAUAAUCAUUUUACCCAGAGCACCAGUUGUGUAAUCAACAUAUCAAAAUGUAACAUGGUUAAUGAUUAGCAGUAAACCAUUUCUUGAAAACAUAUUUCAUAAAGUCUUGACAGAUUUUUAAGAUUUACUACAACUACUGUCAAUUCUUGUACAAUUCAUUCAUUUAGCACUUUAAUCAUAAAAGGUGUAGACAGUAUUGUUGGAGGGGCAUUUGUAAUAUACCAGUAUAUUAUUGCUAACAAUCACUUUCAUGUUGAAUAUAUGAAGUACAUUAUUUGUUCAGAAGAUAAGUGUAAACUGCUUUACCUCUGACGACCAGCAUGUGGAAUACUUCUAAAAGUUAAAGUAUUUGGAGUUUGGGUCAAUGCUAACAUGUUCAACUACAUCACUAAAAGAAGGGAGAAAUUUCCAAGGGAUCUGAACCCCUUGAAGUACAGCCACGUAGAUACUCCUUGAAAUGUGUUAGCGCUUUACUAACAUGUGUCAGGGUAGGUCCUAAGGAAGGCAUCAGUUAUUGAAUAGUAAUUCCAAGAGCAUUAGAGCUCAGAGAUAAAUUUUGGUAAAUUAGAUGCUUUUCUUGUAACAGUGAACUUUUGUUUGCUGAGAAACACAAGGGUCACAUAUUCUUAAUGCUGUGUGUAAAAUCCUGAUACAGUUGAUACACGAGAAAAAAAAAUGGUAUACAGAUAAAAUUGUAUCAGUUUUCAAGUGCUAAAUUGGUAUAUUUAUAUGUUCAAAAGAUACCCAGCCAGGCAAAAAUUUUAAACAUUUACAAAAUACAGUAUAAUAAUGUAUCGUUCUUAUAAGUACUCUAUUCAGUCUGCAAAUGCCCCUCUAAUAUUUCUUUCAAAAAUUUUGGCCAGGAUUUGUGUUGCACAAUCACAACACUAAUAGCUAACCCAAAAGCAAUUUAAAUAAUACUGGGAAAUUUAUAAUCUUUCAUCAACAUUACAAAUUAUUACUUAGUAAAAUGAUGUAACACUUAAUUUUUUUGUGCUUAAUAUAUUUUUUAGGUGUUCAAAAUAUUGGAGCAUUAAAAAAAGUGUAUUAUGAUUAAUAGUUGAACUUCAAAACAUAUUAAAAGUAGUUUGGUCAAAUUAGGUCACACUUCAACAAUUGAUGAUUGUGUUGAUAAGAGCAUUUCCCAGUACUGCAUUAGUGAAGGCAGCCUCUACUACUACCUUCUGAACACUAUAUGGACUGACACAAGAUCAACAUGUCAUAGUUGCUUAGUCAGAUUUACCAGUACAGUAAUAAGGUUAUAAUACCAAUCAUGCAACCUGUUCUCCAAAUAUUUUUUUUAUUAUUUUUGUGGCACACACUACAGUUUUCUACAUAAUUUAAACCAGUGGUUCCCAAACUUUUUGAGGCUGCUGCUCCCCUUGGCUCCCAGGCUACAUCCCUAGUCUCCCCUCCCCUACACACACCCACCUCUUUCUUGGUAUUAGGUUUACUGCAAAUUCAAAACAUUAACACUAUAAACAAGCAUAUUUAUUUCACAAUAUAAUUAACCAAUUUAACAAUAUGAAAAGGUAAAUUUACCUCUCAUCUGUAACUACAUUGUCUUCAAAAUCUUAAUGAGAUUGGUUUACUUAGUCAGGGACAUCAGCUCUCGACAUCAGGCUUACAGGCACUUAAGUUUAAGUGUCUUCAAUAAUUUUCAGUGUUUCUCUGCUUGGAAAGAAGCUUGGCAACUGAAUUGAAGCCUCGCUCUAAUAAGUAUGAUGUUGGGAAGGCAAUAAAGUACUAUGCUUUCAUGUAUAACUUAACUUUAUUCUUUGUAAAGCAUUUGUGUUACUUUAAGUGUUCGUGACUUGGAUUUUGUCAGAUUUUGUAAAACAAAUGCUCCCAUAGUUCUGAUGCCCACCCUACCACUCCCUUUUUCCUCAAUGUCCCCCUGUAUCUUUCCUCCACCCCCAGGGUGGGGGGCAGCACCACCCACUUUGGGAAUCACCGAUUUAAACAGUAAAAUAAAUUUGCACGUUAUUUUUCUGAGUUAAGGUUAACCUAACCUAAAUUAACCUACAUACACAUGUAGUGAAGCACCAAUAUUGAAAUAUAAAAAUGUGGUUCAUAUCUGGCAGUGUGGGACACAAUCACUACAGUGUGGGACACAAUCACUACUUUAAAAUGUUGGUAAUCUCAUACUUGGUUUCUGUUGGAGGACGGGUAAAUCAUGGUGCCAUAUUUCUGUCAUAUACUAUUAGGCAUGUGCCACAAGUGGGUUUUAUUCUUUCAUUGAUGAUCUGAGGCCACUCUGGUGUCUCAAAACUAUUAUCACAAUCAUUUAGCACAAUAGUAAUUACCCAUUGCAAUAAUAAAACAUUUGACAACUUCUACAGUCAGUUGUGAGAUGUACACUAUUAAACAUACCAUUUUUAUCUUUGACCCAAAAAAUAGUUAGCACAACAAUGAAGCAACAAGCCUUUGCUUAUCUCAACAUUUAACAGUAACCAAGAUUGUAUUGCUACUUUUGUAAUAAUAUCACUGGCUUAAGCAUAGUGUUUAUUAUGUACAAACUGUCAAUUCCAAGAAAUCUUAUUAUAGCAGUCCAAAAUAUAAGAAUUGUUAAUAGAUGUACCUGUACAUCAAAUUUUAAAGCAGUUUAAUGACACAGGGUUUAAUAUAGGACUAUGUACUGGUGACAAAUAGAAAUAGGCAAAGUGUAAAAAGGGAUAAUAUUGAGGUUAUAAAUUUAAUACACGUUAAAACUGAAGACAAAAUUUGAUCUGAUGCAUGAUCUUGUAGCAUCUUAAAUAUACGCACCAUGAUGAAAAGUGGAAUUUUUAAGCAUUUUUAAAUUCAUGCAAUAAGUAGGAGACAGCAUCUUGAUUUUCUUAUUAAUGCAUGCAUACAUUUAAUGUAGCUUUUUAAAUGAUAUAAUUUAAAUUUAUAUGACUGUUUUGGAGACAUUUUAUAGUGUUAAUUAUGAACUAGUCUGCCUUAUGACUAUACCUGAUGAUGGUAAUGUACUGUACAUGUACAACCAAAAACCAUUCUGUAGCUACACUUAAUCAGUUACUAUAAGUCUCUGUGUAUGUUAAACUAUACAUCAACCCAAUAAUCAUUGUAAAUUCAUACAAAAUCAUAGGAUCUAUUAAAACUUGAAAUGACCACUAUGACAUUCACAAAAUAGUGCUCAUAAAUUACAAGGGCAUUCAAUCCUACUUGAGUUGUAGUUUUGUCUGGCAACAUACAACAGGUGUCAUGUGGCUUCCUGAAUAACAAAAUUAUUUAUUAAAGAUUUGAGAUGCUCAAGUUUCAAAAUCAAAACACCCCCAUCCUAACAAUCCCAUUUGAUAACUAUUUGAGCAUAAAUUCUAUAAAUUUGUACAUAUACAUUAAUGUAUUUCAUGGGCUCAAUUUAAUCCCACAGCUGUGAAUUGUUGCAUCACUGCACUCGGCAUUUGUUAUUCAAUCUUUUACUUGUUUUCCAUUUCUUAAUAAAGGAUUAUAUAGAAUGAA